AUGGAGAAUCAUCCGCCCUCACCACAAGCGCAAGCAUGCAGCUCUGCCAAUCCUCCCACCGAAAGUUCCUUUAGUUUUACGCCAAUCAAGGCACUGAGUGCGUUGCCGCGACUGUGGGAUCGCAAACCUUCGACGCCUGUUCGCGGCGGAGACAAGACGCGCAAGCUCUGGAAACGCAUUCGUCUUCCCUUUACUGGCAUGAUGACUGCAACAGAAGGCGCGCGGUCGGGCAUAGGCGCCUCGAAGAACUCGGACUACCAGCGUGGCGUGAAGCGCCUGUGUGUUGACCCCGCCGACGCCGACCGCGAAACCGAGCCCGAGCAACGCGGUCGGUCUUUCCUUGAAACUAAAUGGGAAAUGCAAGCGUCCCGGAAAAAACGUAAAAUGCCGGAGUUCGACUUCAACAUCCACCAGGAUCAGCCCCAGGGUGUGUUUGGCUUUACUGCAAACCAGAACGCGCCUGUUGUUGGAGACGCAGCCAUGAAUGGGCUGCCCCACUCGCUCAGCGAUCUAUUGGAGACUUCCAAAACGCCUGUCUACAAUGAUGCCAUGGCCGAGGACCAGAAUCUGACAGCAUAUGACGCAAACACACCGGAGGAUCUGGAGUCUAGGCACUCCAGCCAAGACGCCCCGACCGUGAUUGAGAAUGCGGGAGAGGACAAGAGCCACGUCGUAUCAAAUGCGGAGCCUAUGCAAGACCUGACGCAAGAGCAGGAGGUGAAGUUGGUUCGAUCGGCACUGCGAAGCUCCUUGGAUGGAGAGGAUGCCGAGCUACUCAACGAUUUCCUAUCCAAAGCAAAGGCGAAGCGAGCCGCCAAGGCAGCCGAUCCUGAAGACGCUGAAGCAAUGGAUGCGUCUUCCAGCCCAGAAGUGUCGCCCGAGAUUGAAUGCUCAACACCACGAUCGCGCCGCGCAUUGGAGGAACUGACCACUAAUUCACCUUCGCCCGUCAAGCUGCACAUCUCGCCUAGUAAAUAUGACAUGAAGCGUGGUACCGAUGGUGCCGAGGAUCAGGAGAAGACCAUUUUCAAAGAGAUCAAGGAAGAACAGGCUCCUUCAAGUCCCGCAUGCCGCCGCAGUUCUCGCACCAAGGGCUCGAAUACCCCUAAUGUGCGCAACACCAUCUCACUUCGCCGGGCCAAAGGUACAGAAUUCAUUUUUCUGCAAAAGACCGAGGCCCAGCAAGUAGCCUUGGCCACAAAGCGAAACACUCGGCUCAAUAAGGGCAAAUCUGUUUCUCCCAAUAUCGCUCUUGAAGCGCUGGCUCAACAAUCGAGUGCGGAGAAAAUCCAGUCAGAUGACCAACAAGAUGAGAAUUCGCGCAAUGGACCUAACUUCAAUGGGCCAUCGAAGUCCCGAAAGCAAGUGUCAUGGAAUGAAGAGCGCAUGGCCGAGUACGAAGAAUACAAGGAGAUACCCGACGACCAAGAAGAUGAAGCGGAGGGUGAUAGAUGCACGAAUGACGUGGGCACAACGCCUGGCCCGCGACCAGAAAGCAAGCGCUCAGCGAAGAAAGCAGAGUCCAGCAAUCGCAGCAGCCGUAGCCGAACGCAAAAAGCAGGCGAACAUGCUGACGGUGGGGCCCCUGAGAGCGACUUGACCGCCCCGACUACUGCACCCGCUCCUGCAACCUCACGCUCACGCCGGGUGAGGCGUUUGGGCGACUCGGGGAUUAUGGGGGCGGGUACUCCAGUUAAAACUGGAACUCGUAGGACAAGCAAGCCUCCCGCAGCCUCGGCAGACGCCGUGGCUGCUGCAGGCCCCUCCACACCUAUCAAGGGCCGCCGCAAGCUUGCUCCCAAGUCUCCCAGAUCAUCCAAGCUCCCCGCGCCAGCUUCUAAAAGUGUUGCUGACACCACUGAUCAGCCCUUCGUCAGUGCCAUCCCCACUCGCAGCUCGAAGACCGCAGAUGAGGUGCAGCGCAAGAGUAUGCUGCAGAUGAGCGCAGGAUGCACACCCACAGCUCGGCGCGUUCGGUCCAGAUCCUGA
This is a messenger RNA of Penicillium paradoxum, 1989 nucleotides long. RefSeq lists its product as uncharacterized. NCBI's taxonomy places the organism in Eukaryota, Fungi, Ascomycota, Eurotiomycetes, Eurotiales, Aspergillaceae. The transcript has 3 exons. Bases 1 to 1989 code for a protein of 662 amino acids. The record is from RefSeq and is a predicted model, not a curated record.